UUCCGGGGUUGGGAAGGAAAAGGGGUGACGGACAGGAAGUGGGAGAAGAAACGGCCCUUGUUAGGAAUCGUUGUUUUUUGGGUCUUUAUAAAAUAAAAUGGCGGUUGUUCCGCCUAUCUGUUCUGGUGAGCGUAGAGUGUUACAAUAUAGUAUAUUUUAUCUCACACACAUUGGUAGUUUUUCGGUUUAUAAGUCGCGCAAAGCCAAACCAAAGCGUGCUUACCCUACAAGUUGUAACAUUUAAAAAAAAGAAGCGUGGUAUUCAUUCGGCUAGCUAACUGUAUCGACGCCUUUUAAACAAGAGUACCGUAUGUACAAUAUUCUCGGCGUGUGAGUCACACAACGUCACUUCCGCUCGUGUUUUAAGCCUGCUGAUAACUUCGAGUUGUGUUCCUUUAAACCAACGCGGGGUCACGUGAUAAGCGGAAGCCGCUGAGGUCGUAAGCAAGACAGACGUCUCACGCUGAUUUCUUUUGACUAUCUGGAGCGUAGACGCUCACGAUGUGUACUUUUGAAAAAAGUACACUCACGUAUACGUUUCUAAACUUGUUUUAAACCUUAACGAAAUUCAGUCACGUUUUUAUUUACUACAUUUUCACUGAGUGAUACACGCGGCGUCAGGACGCCAGAGUGGGGCUCCUCGCUUAAACACACGAUCUUGGGUGCUAGCUAAAGCUAGCCGCAGCGUCGCUAUGAAGCCCAGAGAGGACGCCAUGACGAGCUCCAUUGUGCAAAGGAUCGCACGACAGGCCCUCGUUACCUUUCGAAACACGCCUCGUCUCUGCGAGGACGCCGUGAAGUGUUUCACGGAGAACCACAGCAAGCUGCACGGUCUCAUGAGCGAAGUGCGAGCGGGUGACCUGAAGCUCGUCCCGCCCGCCGCGCCCCCUCUCCGCAGCGCGCCCCCGGUCACGUACAUGCACAUAUGCGAGACGGAGCAAUUCAGCAUGGGGGUGUUCCUGCUCAAGAGCGGAGCCUGCAUCCCCCUGCACGACCACCCGGGCAUGCACGGCCUCCUCAAAGUCAUGUACGGCAAGCUUCGGAUCAGCUGCAUCGACAGGCUGGAGCGGCCGCCCGGCGCCCCGCCCUCCCCGCCGCAGGUGGGCGCUCUCCGGCGCUGCCUGCUGCGCUCCAUAGGCGAGUACACGGAGGACAGCGAGCCGUGCCUGCUGGCUCCUGACCGGGAUAACCUGCACCAGAUCGACGCCGUGGACGGCCCCGCGGCAUUCUUGGACAUCCUGGCCCCGCCUUAUGACCCGGAUGACGGCAGGGACUGUCACUACUACCGGGUAAUGGAGACGGAGCUGAGAGACCAGGAGAGCAGGGAGGUGUGGCUCAUGGAGGUCUCACAGCCCCUGAGCUUCUGGUGCGGUACGGAGCCCUACCCGGGCCCUGAGGUACGCCUCUGACCCCGGGUGGGGUGUGUGACAUCACCGAGGGUUAAACCCAGCUUUUUUGGUGACCCGUUUGUUGUCUUCUUAAACAUGAUUGACAUGUGCAGACUGCUGGAAGAGACUGAUAUGAUUUGCUGUCAUCUUCCAUCAAGGUUAGCUUGGUGCUAACAUGGUAACUAGUAUUUCAUGACGCAAGGUAGAUGACGGCAGCAGGAUGGCAAUAUGGUGCCUGUGGUCCAAUUAGCAUUUUUAGCUCUAAAGCUUGACUCAACUGUGACAACGUUGACACAUUUCAGCACGAAAAAGAAGGAAGAGUUUGUACGUAAGCUGGAGGACAACGUGAUGCAAAUAAACAACAAUGAAAGAAAGAUGGAGUUGGUGUACUUUUAGUGGGACAGUAAGUUAGCAUGAUGAGUAGGUUGAUCCUUCUCAGGAGUCCGUUUUUUGUUAAAUAAAAUUUCCAAAUAUUAAAAAAAAAUCUUAAGUGAUGUCAAUUUUCUUCUAUUAUGACAUAUUCCCAUAAUAUAACGUUUUGU
Doryrhamphus excisus (bluestripe pipefish) is the source of this 1930-nucleotide messenger RNA. RefSeq names its product 2-aminoethanethiol (cysteamine) dioxygenase b (gene adob). The record is from RefSeq and is a predicted model, not a curated record. NCBI's taxonomy places the organism in Eukaryota, Metazoa, Chordata, Actinopteri, Syngnathiformes, Syngnathidae. Gene Ontology annotation, cellular component: mitochondrion. Gene Ontology annotation, molecular function: oxidoreductase activity, acting on single donors with incorporation of molecular oxygen, incorporation of two atoms of oxygen.